AUGACAGAUCAUAAUAACUCCGAAAAAUCGAAUGAAAUUGCCAUAGAAAAUGAACAAGAAGAGACAAUUGCCAAGGAUCUGGAUGGUGUAUCGGUCAAUGAGACAAUACCAAUAGUGCAACCAGAGAAUGACGACGAACAACACCAUGAAGAAGAUCAUACUUCAAUAGAAGAGGUUGAGGUUGAGGCUGAGGCCGAGGAAGAGGAAGAAGACGAGGAACCACCUACGUUAAAAUAUACUAGGUUGAAUAAAUUACCGGCUAAUUUUUUUGUUAAAGACCCAGUCUCCACCUGUACAUUUCAUGAAACAGUAUUUAUAUUUGCCACACAUUCAGGUAUUAUUCAUAUUUGCAAACCCAACUUUGAAGCAAUAAGAACAUUCAAAGCCCAUAGAGCGUCUGUCUUAUCAGUUUUUACAGAUGGUACGUACUUUGCCACUGCAUCAAUGGAUGGAACAGUUGUAAUUGGGUCAAUAUUAGACGAGAAGGAUAUUGUGGCCUACGAUUUUCAACGACCUGUGCAUGCUGUUGUAUUGGAUAGCAACUACAAUAAAACAAGAAGUUUUAUCAGCGGAGGGAUGGCUGGACAGGUGGUUUAUUCUAGUAAGGGUUGGUUGGGGAAACGAUCAGACAUUGUUUUGGAGCAGGGUCAUGGCCCCAUUGUGUCAAUCCAAUUGAUUGAUGAUCUAGUUUUAUGGAUGAACGAUAAGGGAAUUAGCGUAUUUUAUUUAGCCACAAGGCAGAUUAUAUCCGUAUUGGAAAAACCAGAGGACUCCCCUCGAAGCGACCUAUAUUGGCCACGCGUGGCGUUUCCUGACCCAGAUAGAUUGAUUAUUGGAUGGAGCAAUUACGUGUGGUCUCUUAGAGUGUCUUUGAAAACGGCUCUGGAUGAAAAAGAAGGAACAACAAUCUCAUCUGGAAUGAGUAAGAUUUUACCCUCGACUGCAAGUAUUUCAUUUAGAGCUGUUCAAGAGAAAAAAGUGGAGGUUGAACAUGUUUUCAAGUUGGACAGUUUGAUAUCAGGAAUUGCAAGUUUCAAAGAUGAUUUGUGGAUGGUAUUGGCAUAUACACCCCCAGAAGUGGAUACUGAAACAGGCAAGAAAACAUUUUUCAACCCCGACUUGAAGUUGAUUAAUUCUACCACUGGCGAAGUAGAACUCGAAGAAGAAUUAGGAUUGAAGGAAAUUGCUAAUCUUGGAUUAAAUGAUUUUAUGUUGGGGACACACAUUGGCACAAUACCCAAAUACUAUAUUAUUAGUGCCAAAGAUGGAGUUAUAGCUGAAGAAUUUCAAAUUAGCGAUCGUCUUUCAUGGUAUUUGGAUAAAAAAGAUUAUUUGCAAGCAUGGGAAAUUAGCCAGCAUUUAGUGACUCCCACAAAAAGAUUGAGCUAUGGGAUACUUUACGUAGAUCUGCUAAUUGAAGAAGAUAACUGGGAGGAAGCAGCGACAUUUUUGAAACGUUUGUUAGUGAUCCAAAACCCCACGAAUGAAAUCAAAAGCAUAACGCAAACCAGUACAGAAUCAAAUGAAGAAGAUUUGAACAAAGAUAUUUUGGAUUAUUGGGAAACUUGGUCUACUAUAUUCAUCAAUAGUAACCACGUACAAGAACUAACGGAUAUAAUACCAAAUGUUCCAGGGAUGUUACCAGCAAGUAUAUAUGACACAAUUCUAAGGUUUUGGUUAAAGAAAGAUGUCAAUCAAUUUAAAACUUUGAUUGAAUCAUGGGAUCCCGUGCUAUACAAUAUUUCUAAAAUUACGCCAGAAUUAGAAUUAGAAGCUAAAGAAAAUCAAGUUCUUGAACGUUCACUUGUUACAUUAUACGACAAAUCGCAGAACCCGUCAAAGGCAGUACCCCAUUUGAUACAUUUGAGGGAUCCUAAUAUAAUUGAAUAUUUGUCCAAUAAUCAUACUUUGGUAUCUUUUGUGUCCGACUUACCCGUGAUGAUAAAUUUAAUGUUCCAAAAAGGAGAUUUAGAGACAUUACCAAUAUCAAAAAUUGAAAAGAGGUUGAAGGGUGUAAUUUCUAUUCUUGCCGAUCACAGAUUAGAAAUACCUGCUAAACAAAUUGUAAAUUUAUUUUAUGAGUCGGGAUUGUCCUUUGUCAGUUUUUUCUAUUUGGAAAAGUUGGCUGAAAUUGAUAGUUUCUUGGUUGAAGGUUUUGGCAAUGAACGUGUUAAACUAUAUGCUGAUUACAAACGAGAAAAAUUGUUACCGUAUUUGACAAAGAACGAUGAUUAUGAUAUAGAUACAGCAAUUACAAUCUGUGAGACCAACGAUUAUAUUAAAGAGUUGGUUUAUUUAUUGGGUAAGAUUGGUGAAAACAAACAAGCUUUGACAUUAGUGAUAAAUAAACUCGAGGAUCCUAUUAUGGCGAUAGAGUUUGCUAAGCAUCAAAAUGAUAAAGAAGCUUGGGAUAUAUUACUUGAUCAAUCAAUGUCAAAACCAAAAUUCAUCAAGGCACUUAUUGAAAGUUCGGACGAAUCAUCAAAUACAUUUUAUGAUCCAAUAACCAUAUUACAGAGAAUGCCCCAAGAUUUUAAAAUCGAAGGGUUGAAUGAAUCUGUUAUUGAAUUUUCUAAAAACAACGAUUUAAACAUGUUAUUGAAUCAAAUAAUUUUGAAGAUUAUAUAUAAACAAUCUCAAGAGACAUCAGAAGAGUUUAAAUCACAAAAGUUGAGAGGGGUUGAGGUCGAAAUAGAUAAGAAAAUCAAAAAGAUGAUACAACAAUUUCAAACAAUUGUGGCCUUUGUACGUGAUGAUAACGUGAAAGGUGGACCGAAAGUGGUUGACAUAAAAUUAGAGUCUGAGCUCACAAGUGAUUAUUCAAUGGUACCUUACAAAGAUUUGGCACAUAAAUUAGAUCAUUUACGAGAAAUAGAAGAGAACUAUUUUUGA
This is a messenger RNA of Candida dubliniensis CD36, 2892 nucleotides long. RefSeq names its product Vps41p (gene VPS41). Gene Ontology annotation, molecular function: protein binding. NCBI's taxonomy places the organism in Eukaryota, Fungi, Ascomycota, Pichiomycetes, Serinales, Debaryomycetaceae. Gene Ontology annotation, cellular component: HOPS complex; late endosome. Bases 1 to 2892 code for a protein of 963 amino acids. Gene Ontology annotation, biological process: protein targeting to vacuole; vesicle-mediated transport; macroautophagy. The transcript has a single exon. The record is from RefSeq and is a predicted model, not a curated record.